AUGAAUGACCCUUUGCCAAGUGAAGCAACUGGGGUAGACCGGCUAGAACCCCAAAAUGAGGAACUCAUAAAUGUUAGGAAAACAUUUUUGGGAGAAGAGGAAGAUGAAUACACGAAGAGCAGUCGUCAGUAUUUAAGAGACCAGGAGAACUACGUGAAACGAAUAAAAACGUACAACGUAUGGGUAAAAAAGCCUGCACAUCUAUCUUCACUCCUUUUGGCUAGAAGUGGGUUUAUAUGUGAAAAUGAAACCACCAUAAGAUGCGAAAUGUGUAAAUGCAAAUUUGUGUACGAAAAGGACACGUAUUCCAUGUACACAAGAAUAAAUGACUUGUGUUUGCUCCAUUUGAAAAAUUGCCCGUGGAAAGGGAAGUUAAUGGAUCUGCAGAUUCUCCAUCUCGAUGGGGAAUCUUUAAAAAGGGAGAACCUACUUAGGGAGUACCAAAAUGUUACCACGCUCCUGCAAAAUGGUACACACGAUGUGCCAUAUAUUGACAUAAAAAAAACGAUUAGCGACUUUCUUCUAAUUGUUAAAAAGUAUCUAACGAAUGAGGACUCGAAGAAGAAGUUUCUUCUCUUCAAUUCUUAUGUAGAAUUAUUCAAGAGCCACUAUGUGGAAAUAUUUCAGAGUCACAAAAAUCUGGUCGACCGAGGAAUACAGCUUAUUGGAAAGAAGUGUAAACAUUUGAAGAACCACCUUGUGGAUGAAGCCUUUCUGAAGAGUCUGACAUACGACCCCCUAGAUGUACACACAUACAUAAACAUCGUAGGAGAUGCGAAUGACAGAACACAGAAACUAAGCCACCCCAAUGAAGACCUCAAUAUGUACUUCAAAAUUGUAAAGCAGCUGAAAAAUUGUGAAUACGAAGAUAUCAAUAUUUACAAGCUAAUCGCCUUGUUAGGGUGGACAUAUAAAACUUCUCCGGAGGGGGAGGACCCUGACGUCUCUUCCCACAUCCUCUACUGUAGGUACUGCUUUAGGGAGGUUAAUUUGGCUGAUUAUUCUACCCUUGCGAGAAAGCAUAACAAGUUGGAUUUGUUCAAGACCAUAGAUAUAGAGCCCUCCGGGGAGGCCCCAAAACAGUCGCUAGACGGUGCGCGGGACGCGCUGGAACGCCUUACUGGGUUGGCGGAUGGUUGGAUUGAAACGGACGAGGAGGAGGAAUCCCAGGAAGGCGAAGAAGGCGAGGAAAAGGUGGAUGAAGAAAGGGAUGGCGAAGUAAGAAUGUCUGCGGGAGAGGAGGCAAGAGGAGAUGAGGCAGAAGUGGAGGAAACAGAAAAAGGAGUGGUAGAAAAGGAGCAGGAAGAAAUUAAGGGCGUAGAAGAGAAGGGUGGAGAACCACUGGGGGAAGGAAAUAAAAGCAAUGAAAAGGAGGGUAACGGAAAUGUAAGCGAGGACGCGAACAUUGCCCCCAAUGAGGAAGGCGGCACAAAAGACCUUCCUGACGAGGGCAAAAGCGAAGACCAAGAGAACGCCGAGGAGCAGGAAGGUUUUUCCUUCAAGUGGAGCAUCAAGCAGUUCUUUCUCCCAAAAAAGAGCACCGAGAAUGAGGAUAAAAAUGAGAACCCUGAUGACAACUCGCCAAGUGAAUGCUCCCCGACGAGCGUCAACCAGGGAGGAUUAGCCCAAAAUAAAGAAGGAAACGCGCCAUGUGCAAGGAAAAGAAUAAAAAAAAAAGUGCAAUUGGAAAAUAUACUUAGUCGUGUAUUCCUCGAGAUAAGUAGGUACACUGAGGACGAAAAUUUAUUUAGCAAAGCUGAGCAUGAUUGUUACGUAUUGAGAGGGGGUCCCCACUUGGCCCAUUUGGAUAAGGAGCGCACGACAGCGGACAUCGGUACGGAUGGGGGCAACUACACAGAUAAUACUGUGGGCUCAGAUGAAACAGCUGGCACCACACGGAAGCGAACCAUUCGAGCGUUUAACUUGAUUGAGAACCACCGAGCCUUUUGUCCAUACAUGACAGAAGACUUGUACUCGUUCUCUAAGAUAACGAAGCUCCUGUUCGAGUUGGUCAUGUCAGAGUUUCAGCGACGAUACGUCAUGAGGUAG
Molecule: messenger RNA, 2049 nt
Organism: Plasmodium knowlesi strain H
Lineage: Eukaryota; Apicomplexa; Aconoidasida; Haemosporida; Plasmodiidae
Product: zinc finger protein, putative
Exons: 1
Coding region: 1-2049 (682 amino acids)
Cellular component (GO): nucleus
Molecular function (GO): zinc ion binding
Source: RefSeq, a predicted model, not a curated record